CUUCCGGCGGGCAACCGGAAGUGGGCCAGGUGCUGUGUAAUCGCCCUCGGGCUCCAAGGCCUCGACCAGGCCCCAAGAUGCCGGAUUAUCUGGGCGCCGAUCAGCGCAAAACCAAGGAGGAGGAGAAGGAGGACAAGCCCAUCCGCGCUUUGGAUGAAGGAGAUAUUGCCUUGCUGAAAACCUAUGGCCAGAGUACCUACUCAAGGCAGAUCAAGCAGGUGGAAGAUGACAUCCAGCAGCUCCUCAAGAAGAUCAAUGAGCUCACUGGUAUUAAGGAGUCAGAUACGGGCCUGGCCCCCCCGGCCCUCUGGGAUUUGGCCGCAGACAAGCAGACCCUACAGAGCGAGCAGCCCUUACAGGUCGCAAGGUGUACAAAGAUAAUCAACGCCGACUCCGAGGACCCAAAGUACAUCAUCAACGUGAAGCAGUUUGCCAAGUUUGUGGUGGACCUCAGCGACCAGGUGGCGCCUACUGACAUCGAAGAAGGAAUGAGAGUUGGGGUGGACAGAAACAAGUAUCAAAUUCAUAUUCCUCUGCCUCCCAAGAUUGACCCAACCGUUACUAUGAUGCAGGUGGAGGAAAAACCAGAUGUCACAUACAGUGAUGUCGGUGGUUGCAAGGAACAGAUUGAGAAACUGAGAGAAGUGGUUGAAACCCCUUUGCUUCAUCCCGAGAGGUUUGUUAACCUGGGGAUUGAACCCCCAAAAGGCGUGCUUCUCUUUGGUCCCCCGGGCACGGGCAAAACUCUCUGCGCUCGAGCUGUGGCAAACAGGACUGAUGCUUGCUUCAUCCGGGUUAUCGGAUCCGAACUUGUGCAGAAAUACGUGGGCGAGGGGGCCCGGAUGGUUCGCGAACUCUUUGAAAUGGCCCGAACCAAAAAGGCUUGCCUCAUAUUCUUCGAUGAAAUCGAUGCCAUCGGAGGAGCCCGUUUCGAUGAUGGGGCCGGGGGCGACAAUGAGGUGCAGCGUACCAUGCUGGAACUGAUCAACCAGCUGGACGGAUUUGAUCCCCGUGGCAACAUUAAAGUCCUCAUGGCCACCAACAGACCCGAUACCCUGGACCCAGCCCUGAUGAGGCCAGGGAGGCUGGAUAGGAAGAUUGAAUUCAGCUUGCCCGAUCUCGAGGGUCGGACUCACAUCUUCAAGAUCCACGCCCGCUCAAUGAGCGUCGAGAGGGACAUAAGGUUUGAGCUGUUGGCACGCCUGUGCCCGAACAGCACUGGUGCUGAGAUCCGCAGCGUCUGCACCGAAGCGGGGAUGUUCGCCAUAAGAGCCCGGCGAAAAAUUGCCACAGAGAAGGACUUCUUGGAAGCUGUGAAUAAGGUCAUCAAAUCAUAUGCCAAAUUCAGCGCGACACCUCGCUACAUGACAUACAACUGACUUUCAGGCCAAAGGUGGGCUUUGUGGAUUGGAUUAAUGGUGGGAAUCUUAAAAAAAAAAAAAAAUAGAACUCCCAAUUUCUUGUGGUCACAUUUUAACCAUUAGGGGUUGGGGUAAUAAAAUGAGACUUUUGUGGCAC
Molecule: messenger RNA, 1518 nt
Organism: Ornithorhynchus anatinus (platypus)
Lineage: Eukaryota; Metazoa; Chordata; Mammalia; Monotremata; Ornithorhynchidae
Gene: PSMC2
Product: proteasome 26S subunit, ATPase 2
Exons: 12
Coding region: 78-1379 (433 amino acids)
Biological process (GO): proteasome-mediated ubiquitin-dependent protein catabolic process
Cellular component (GO): proteasome regulatory particle, base subcomplex
Molecular function (GO): proteasome-activating activity; ATP hydrolysis activity; ATP binding
Source: RefSeq, a predicted model, not a curated record